Molecule: messenger RNA, 3483 nt
Organism: Tauraco erythrolophus (red-crested turaco)
Lineage: Eukaryota; Metazoa; Chordata; Aves; Musophagiformes; Musophagidae
Source: RefSeq, a predicted model, not a curated record
AUGCCGGCACCUGCCGGGACCGCACCUACGCGCCCUGGUCCAGGUUUGCCAGGGUACGGCGGGGCUCAAAACCGGUUUUAUGGUUGGGUGCUCGCGUUGCUGGAUCGAUACCGAACGAGUUUCAGACCUCGGUACACAGUCGCGUUUAAGACAGUAACAGAGCUGGAAUGGAGAUGUUGUCCGGGAUACAAAGGGGAAGACUGCAGAGAAGGCCCAGCAGAAAAGCCAAACACUGCUCGUCGUCCUACAACACCAGCGAAAGCUGUUGUGAAGAAAGGCUUGGAUGCAGAACCAACAGAAGCUCCAGAACCUCCACCAUAUGAGAAGAAAAUGCAGUUUCUUGAGGAUGAAUUGUUUAGACUUACACGAUCAGUGCUUGAACUUCAGUCCUCCGUGGCAGGUGUGAAUGAAAACCUCAAGUUGACUGUCCAAGAAGAUGCUAGUAAGAUGUUGGUCACUUGGCUGAACAACCUUUAUGACCGCCCAGAGCCUGAUAGUGUGGUUGGUGGUGAAACAGACACUAUUCAUCUUCCUGGACUCCUCAGCAAUAAAGAUCAGAAAGACCCUUUUAUUGAUUUUGAGAUGGAAGAUUUAAAGUCUGAGCUAGCUGAGGUCAAAGAAGCCUUGAAGAUGAGGAAUGACCAGCUGGAGGAACUGAAUGGAAAAGUAAAAGGCUAUGAAGGACAACUGAAAGAACUGCAAGAGGCAGCACAAGGACCUACAAUAACAAUGCCCAGCGACAAUAUAUAUCAGGAAUAUAUAGAUUCCAAAUUUGAGUCCCUCAGACAGGAAAUACUGGAAGGGUUUGAAAAGAAAAUGGCAGAUCUGAAGAACUCCUGUGAAUACAAACUACAGGAUAUCCAGCAGCAGUGUGAUGACAAUGAAAAUAACUGUUUAGGAAUAAUUGAUGUUAUAAGAGGAAAAGAGAAUGACUUGAGGAAAGAAAUAAAUACUCUCCGAAAUCAAAUUCCAUCAAACAAGUCCAUUUGUUGCAAGGAGGGUGAGAGAAACGACUUUGACCAACAGAUAAAGGAUUUAGAUAAGAAGAUUGACAGAGUUGUGGAAGCACACAGGAUCUUGAACGUCAGAAUAGAUAAUGAAAUCAGUCGAUUGUCAACUCCAGAUCUAGAAGACAUGUUUGGUGAGAGACUGGAGGAGCUAGAUGCACGGAUGAAUGUUACAGAACGAAAUGCUGAAGAACAUUGCUUUUAUGUUGAGGAAACUCUCCGUGGUGCUAUAGCUGCUGAGGUAGAUGAAUUGAGAGACUUGUUUGACCAAAAGCUAAGGGCACUAGAAGAUAGGCUAGGUGGCACUAUUUUAGAGAUUGCUAAUACCACAGACCCAGAUGGAAUGUAUAUUAAUCCUGGGCCCAUCUUGCCCGGUGAUGCAGGAUUUGCAAAUGAGCAAUUUACAACAGAGAUGUAUUUCCUGAAGAACAAACUACAGUCGCUUGAACAGCUCUGUGGGCAGAAAUGUCAGUCUGCACCACAAGGUAUGGAGGACCUUCAGAAAGAGCUAGAAAAUUAUAACAACAAAUACAAUCACUUGCUUUUGAAAACAGAGAACAACUCGGUUCUCCUAAUGUCUUUAAAUAGCUCUCUUAACGAGAAACUUGACUUAAUAAAGGGUAACCAACGUGACAUCCAGAAAAUGCAGAGAGACGCGCGUGUAUUCCGAUACAGUCUAAAUGUCAUGGAUAAAGAUAUGAAGAAUCUUCAAGAUGGCUUGAGUAGCUGCAAGGAACAGCUUCUGGGUGUCAAUUCUACCUGUAGAAAAACACAACGAGGUGUCUUCCGAAAAAUUGAUCAAAUGCAGAGGACGUUUGCAAAUCAAACUGCUCAUCCUGGUGAUAAUUGCUGUGGUGAAGUGAAAGAGAGACUAGAACAAUUGAAUGACCGUGUCCUGAACGAUCUGGGCAAGUGCAAAGAGAAGUCCCAAGGUAUCCAAGAAGGCGUUUCAGAUGUUGAGAGCAGAGUCUCGCGUGUUGAAAAAGUUUGUGGCAAGUUGGACUCUGUCUCAGGUAGCUUGCAGAAGAUAAAAGAAGGUCUGAAUAAGCAUGUGAGCAGUUUAUGGAACUGUGUCCGUGAAAUGAAUGGAACUAUAGCAUCUCAUUCCACUGAUAUUUCUGGCCUCAAAAAUUCUGUCCAACAGUUCUAUAGCCAGGUCUCCAAAAUCACCACGGACAUUGAAGGCAUGUUGAAAUCUCAGUCUGGCACAACAGCCCGACUAGGUUUUGAUGGCUGGAGCUGCAGAAAGAUUUUGGCAAAAGAGCCUGUUUUGGAAAUAGUUCGGGAACCCUGUAAUGUGGAUUGGGUGGUGCGAGACCGUGACUUGAGACAGCCUCCCAGUACUCUGGAAGGCUUAUGUGGACUUACGAGAGUGAAAACAAGAAACGAUAUUCGCAAGGGUAAAGUGCAGGUGUUGAGUUGUCACGACACGGCACGUGGGUUGCCAGUGACACCAUCUGGACCCCGGCCCUGCGUCACAGGCCUGCGUGACUUGGUUGUAACCUCUUGCCCAAAGGCUCAGCGACAAUCGGAAGUACCAUGGCAGCCGUUGCCACCAAGACCACCUCUGCAGCCCCAACCUGGCAUUCCCCUGCAGCCCCAACCUGGCAUUCCGCUGCUGCCAUCAAGGCCAAGGAUACAACCCCCGCGACAGAGGACCCCCCUCCAGCCACUGCAGCCGAGACCUCUUCCACGCCCGGCACUGCCAGGGUCAGGAGUUGUGCCGUUUCUGCCUGGAACAACUGGGAUCAUCCUGGAGACUGGAGAGGCAGGGCCUCCUGGCACUGUUUUAAUGUCAGGAAGAGGGCGGCUUAGGAGUGUGGAUGGUCAGGCUGGUCAAAGUACCAUGCCCAUUGCUGAAGGGUAUGCUGGAGCACCAGGAUAUCCAAAGUUAUCUCCUCCUACCAUGGACUCACAAGGACCCGCUGCUGCUGCGGCCUCUCUGGUGUCGUUUUCUGCUGGGCUCACGCAGAAGCCUUUCUCUAGCGAUGUCGGCGUGGUUCACUUCAACAAAGUGCUUGUGAACGACGGGGACUAUUAUAACCCCAGUACAGGCAUUUUCACAUCACCGUAUGAAGGACGCUACCUAAUCACAGCUGUGCUGGCCCCAGAGAGGGAUGAGUACGUAGAAGCGGUGCUGUCCGUCUCCAAUGCAAGCGUGGCUCAGCUCCACACAGCUGGGUACAGGAGGGAACUGCUGGAGUACCACAAACCUUACUCGGGGAAACAGACCUGUGGUGGUCCUGGGACGUUCCACCUUGUUCUUCACCUCAAAGCAGGAGAUGAAGUAAACGUUGUUGUAACAGGAGGCAAACUGGCCUACACAGACUCUGAUGAAAUGUACUCCACGUUUAGUGGAGUUCUCCUUUAUCCUUCCAUUUCUCAUGUUUAGGUUUACCUUGAACAGGAGAGAAGGGUAAGAUAUUCAGAAGAAAUUAAGUGUAAUAAAAUUCAAAGCUUUAAUAUAUUCAGUUUA